Messenger RNA from Penicillium diatomitis, 849 nucleotides. Its product is annotated as ESCRT-II subunit protein SNF8. Gene Ontology annotation, cellular component: ESCRT II complex. Bases 1 to 849 code for a protein of 282 amino acids. The transcript has a single exon. The record is from RefSeq and is a predicted model, not a curated record. Gene Ontology annotation, biological process: protein transport to vacuole involved in ubiquitin-dependent protein catabolic process via the multivesicular body sorting pathway. Lineage: Eukaryota; Fungi; Ascomycota; Eurotiomycetes; Eurotiales; Aspergillaceae.
AUGUCUCGUCGUGGCGUUGGUCUCGGGACCUUCGCCAACAGAACCCAAGCCUCGCAGUCCUUUGCCACUCAUGGCGCCAACUUGCGCUCCACCCAUCUGGCGUCUCUUCAAACGCAGCUGUCCGUGUUCCAAUCCUUGCUCCACACCUUUGCACUUGAGCACAGCUCCACCAUCAAGUCCAAUCCGACAUUUCGCGCGGAGUUCGCACGCAUGUGUAAUACCAUUGGUGUUGAUCCACUGGCCGCGAGUAAUGUGAAAGGAAAGAAUGGGCGGCGUGGAGUCGGCGAAGGAGGGAGCUUCUGGACGCAGAUCAUGGGCGGCGACAUGAAUGACUUUUACUUCGAGGUUGCAGUCCGAGUUGUGGAGCUGUGUCGAGACACCCGAGAUGAGAAUGGUGGAUUGAUCGGGGUGGAAGAGUGCCAAAAGCGCGUACGCAAGGGGAAAGCCAUCGGUAGUGGGUUGGAGGUCUCAGAGUACGCUUUGCUCGGGUGGAAGCGCAACUGCAACCAUCAAGUUCAUACUGACACUUUUCGCAGGGACGACAUUCUUCGCGCAGUGAAGUCCUUAGAGCCACUUGGCUCCGGCUUCUCUAUCGUGCAUGUCGGCAGCAAGAAAUACAUUCGUUCGAUACCAAAGGAGCUGAAUACUGAUCAAGCUACCGUACUCGAAGUGAUUCAAGUGCUUGGUUACGUGAGCGUAUCAAUGCUGAAGCUAAAUCUGAAUUGGGAAAAGGCAAGAGCGCAAACGGUCAUCGAUGACCUGCUCGCUGAUGGUCUCGUUUGGCUCGAUGCUCAAGGACCUGAGAAUGAAUACUGGUCCCCUCAGAAUCUCUUGGACGAUAGUGGAUGA